This is a messenger RNA of Electrophorus electricus (electric eel), 2062 nucleotides long. RefSeq names its product perforin-1-like. Gene Ontology annotation, biological process: defense response to virus; T cell mediated cytotoxicity; immunological synapse formation. Gene Ontology annotation, cellular component: membrane; membrane attack complex. Gene Ontology annotation, molecular function: wide pore channel activity. NCBI's taxonomy places the organism in Eukaryota, Metazoa, Chordata, Actinopteri, Gymnotiformes, Gymnotidae. The record is from RefSeq and is a predicted model, not a curated record.
GCAGUGUCAUUUGGUCUGAAAUUAUUCUUAUCUCAGAUAAAGAGUUCAGUUUUCUAAUUCACCACUUAUUUGUCAUUUGAAUUACUUUAAAAUACAUUGAACUUUGCAGUUAUCUCAUAUGAUGGGGUGGAUGCGUAAUUGCCUUGUGGGCUGGUGGCUGUGCUACUCUCUGAUCUCUGUGAUCACUGCUGAAGAUCAACUGAUACUGGGGAGUCCAGAAGAUUGCAAGAAUUCUGACUUUGUCCCUGGGUACAACCUUGGAGGAGAGGGCUUUGACAUUGUGAAGAUGGAGCGUAAAGGUUCCUAUGUCAUCGACAUGGAAACGUGGAACACAGGAAACGGCAGCUGCAAAUUGCAUAAAAACAGAUACUUAAACGGAAAAAAGGAGAAGCUGCCCAUUGCUGUGGUAUUCUGGAGAUCAAUUUCAAAGUGUUCACAGAAGAUUUCCAGCAAAAUGUAUGAGUCAAGUGAAGCUGUUGUAAAAGAUUCUACCUCUUCAGUCUCAAAUAACUGGAAAGUUGGUUUGGACAUACCAUUAACAGCUGGUGGAUCAUUAGGGGGCACCCAUUCCCGUGAGGCAACCAACGCUAUGGCAAAGUCAAAAGAAGACAAGUUCAGCUUCACUAAGCAUGAAGUCAAAUGCAGCUUUUACAGCUACAAAAUAGCAUCACCACCCCCACUGCAUCAGGAGUUUCUUCAAGCUGUGAAGUCUCUUUACCCCACAUAUGAUUCACACUCCUAUCAAAGCAUAAUUGACAGAUUCGGCACUCACUAUACCACAGGAGUCAAUCUGGGUGGGAAGAUAAAGGCAGUAACUGCCAUCAAAACCUGUAAAGCAGCAAUGGAUGGCCUUACAAACACAGCAACUAAGGACUGCUUGGAUGUAGAAGCAUCAGGGACAUAUCAAGGUGUAAGACUGAAAACAGAAUUCUCUCACUGUCAAGAACUAAAGAAGAAACUGAAUAUUAAAGAAACAUUCAGCUCAAUGUUUGAUGACCGACAAACAGAGAUUACAGGAGGGAACAUCAAUGAUGAAGACCUCCUUUUUUCCACUACAUCUCAAAAUGCUCGAAAAGUGUGGCUGGAAUCCUUGAAGUCCAUCCCAGACGUAGUGACAUACACUCUUAAACCCCUCCACUUACUGCUGAAUGAUAAUAACCCUGCUAAAAAGGGAUUGAAGUCAGCCAUAGAAAAGUAUAUAAGGAAUAAUGCCUUAAAGCAAGUUUGCUCUGAGUCUUGUAAAAUAGGGAAGAAUAACAGUGCCAGAGACCGCUGUGUCUGUGUUUGUCAAAGAAGUACAAAUAUACUGUCCAACUGCUGUCCUACUAAAAGAGGUCUUGCCACACUGAAGGUCUUUAAACUUUAUGCUAAAGAUUUAUAUGGAGAUAUCUUCUCCAGAACAGAUGCCAGAGUGGAAGUCAUAUAUGGUGAUCUAAUUAGGCGCACUGCAGUGAUUAAUGAAAAUGACAAUCCUCGCUGGAGUGAAUCAUUUAAGUUUGGUUCCAUCACGAUAUCUCUGAAAAAUAAGCUUACCUUUAAUGUGUAUGAUGAAGACACCUACUGGAAUAGUGACCAUCUAGGUACAUGUGGUUUUGAUCUUAAAAGUGGAAAAUGGAGUGAGGUUUGUAUGUUUAAGUAUGGCACCUUCUUUUUUUCCUAUACUGUAGAAUGUGCUCCUAGUCUACAGGGUCCAAAGUGUGCAGAUUACAGUCCUUCUCCAAUGGCCUCCUCUCUGGCUGAAAUAUUCAACUCCAGAAAUGGCAUUCUGGCUAAAAAUAUGUGGAAGCUUGAGACAGCCAGUAAUCAUUCAAAAAAGCUUUAUUUCUAGAGCAAUUUUGGAGGAAAGGAGAAAAAGUUUCUGCAGAAGUUUUGUUAAACAACUCAAUUCAGAUUGUAGGUGCCACAGGUGAAACUAUUUUGAGUUAUGAAAUACCUUGAUUUUCCAUUUCUCCUUUCAUAUUGUAGUAACUGUAAUGUUUAUAACCAUUGCUAGCUUCUAUUUCUGCUUAUCUGCAAGUUUGCUAUGGUUUAAUUAAAGCAUUCACAAAGACAGACAAGUGAA